Dictyostelium discoideum AX4 is the source of this 672-nucleotide messenger RNA. RefSeq lists its product as hypothetical. The transcript has a single exon. The record is from RefSeq and is a predicted model, not a curated record. NCBI's taxonomy places the organism in Eukaryota, Evosea, Eumycetozoa, Dictyosteliales, Dictyosteliaceae. The coding region runs from base 1 to 672 and encodes 223 amino acids.
AUGGAGACUGCAACAUUAGUAAGUUUAAAUGCAGGAAUCCAAGGGGGUAAAUCACUUAAGAAUACAUACAGAAAUCAAAUAAAAACUAAUUUGUUUUUUGAUGAGAAUUAUAAAUUAAUUGAAAAUUUUAUAUUAUGUAUACAAGAGAUUGAUAGAGAUUUUCAGGAUUUCAAGAAUUAUGGAAAUUUAAAAAAUAAAACAAGUUCAAAAGAUAAAUCAAAAAAAGAAAAUCAACUAAGAAUAAUAUAUAAUAAUUCAAAUCUUGAAGUUAUUGAAGAAGUUUUAGUUGACAUUGGUUCAAGACUCCAGAUUGUUUCUUUUAAACUUAAUGAUGUUUACUUUGUAUUAAUUAAUUGCCAUAUACCACAAAAGAAGAAAUUAAAACUUGGUGCAAUAGAAAAUUUUUUUAUUUUGAGAGAAAUGGUAAAAAAUUUUCAUUAUUAUAAUAUUCCUUUUAUAAUUGCUGGUGAUAUAAAUCAUAAUAGAACUCAAAUAAUCAACUUAAUAGGUCAUCAUUUUUAUUUUGCAAAUGAUAAAGAUAAAAUAACAACAACAGGUGGUAACUCAAUCGAUCACAUUAUGUACUCCAAUCACAAUAUAUUAGAAAAUUUCCAAGUAUUCAACGAUGCUACAAUAUCCUCAGAAAAUGCAAAAAUCAAUCAUUUUGCUUAA